Molecule: messenger RNA, 2820 nt
Organism: Scheffersomyces coipomensis
Lineage: Eukaryota; Fungi; Ascomycota; Pichiomycetes; Serinales; Debaryomycetaceae
Gene: PMT1
Product: dolichyl-phosphate-mannose-protein mannosyltransferase
Exons: 1
Coding region: 1-2820 (939 amino acids)
Biological process (GO): protein O-linked glycosylation via mannose
Cellular component (GO): membrane; endoplasmic reticulum
Molecular function (GO): dolichyl-phosphate-mannose-protein mannosyltransferase activity
Source: RefSeq, a predicted model, not a curated record
AUGGCUAGAACAAGGUCCAAUGUGGCAGCUGCCGAAGCAGCUGCUUCUUCCUCCCAUAAAUCUCAUGGUACUGAAUCUCUAUUAAAUGUUGAUCCUAAUGUUGAUUUCAUAUUUGAAAAAGGGGUCAAUCGUCCUUAUUUAUUAACUACUUCAAGUCCUGAAUUAAUCAAGAAAAGACUGAAUUUUGGUACUCAAGAAUAUAUCAUAUUAGCUGUAUUGGUUAUAAUCUCAUUCUAUGUUAGAUUAUAUGGUUUAACUUAUCCUGAUUCAGUUGUAUUCGAUGAAGUUCAUUUCGGUGGGUUCGCUAGAAAAUAUAUCUUAGGAACUUAUUUCCUUGAUGUUCAUCCUCCUUUAGCAAAAAUGUUAUUUGCAGCUGUUGCUUCAAUUGGUGGUUUCAAAGGAGAUUUUGAAUUUAAAAAAAUUGGGGAUAAAUUCCCUUCAACUACUCCUUAUCUUAUGAUGAGACAAUUCCCUGCUUUAUUAGGAGUUGGAACUAUCGUAUUAUGUUAUUUGACUUUAAGACAUUCUGGUGUUAGACCAAUUAUUUCCGCUGCUACUGCAUUCUUAUUGAUCAUUGAAAAUUCAAAUGUUACAAUCUCAAGACAUAUUCUUUUAGAUUCUCCAUUAAUCUUUUUUAUUGCUGCCACUGUUUAUGCUUGGAAGAAAUUUGAAAUUCAAAUUCCUUUCACUUUAGAUUGGUAUAAGAGUUUAUUAGCUACUUCAAUUGCUUUAGGGUUAGCUUUAAGUUCAAAAUGGGUCGGUUUAUUCACUGUAGCUUGGGUUGGUGCUUUAUCAGCUUAUCAUUUAUGGUUUUUAAUUGGGGAUUUAACUGUCCCAGUUAAAAAAGUUUGGGCUCAUGCUAUUGCAAGAGCAACUUUCUUAUUAGGAGUUCCAUUUAUUUUAUAUCUUUUCUUUUUUGCUAUUCAUUUCCAAUUAUUAGUUAAUAAUUCAGAUGGUUCAGCUUCAAUGUCAAGUGCUUUUAGAGCAGGUUUAAAUGGUAAUACUAUUCCAAAAAAUAUCGAAGCCAAUGUUGGUUUAGGUUCAACUAUUACUUUACGUCAUGUUGGAACUCAAGGUGGUUAUUUACAUUCUCAUGAACAUUAUUAUCCAACUGGUUCAAAACAACAACAAAUUACUUUAUAUCCUCAUUUAGAUUCUAAUAAUGCUUGGUUUAUUGAACCUUAUCAAAAUACAACUAUUUAUAAUCAAACCUUUGUUCCAUUAAAAGAUGGUACAAAAGUUAGAUUAAGACAUGUUAAUACUGGUAGAAGAUUACAUUCUCAUGAUGAAAAACCACCUGUCAGUGAAAGAGAUUGGCAAAAGGAAGCAUCAUGUUAUGGAUUCACUGGAUUCAAUGGUGAUGCCAAUGAUGAUUGGAUUAUUGAAAUCGUUCCUCAUAAGACUCCUGAAGGUGAAGCUCGUGAAACGGUUAAAGCUUUAACUUCAAUCAUUAGAUUAAAACAUGCUAUGUCGGGUCAUUAUUUAUUCUCAAGUGAAGUUAAAUUACCUGAAUGGGGUUUCAAACAACAAGAAGUUACUGCUGCCAAUUCAGGUAAAAGAUAUUUAACUCAUUGGUAUAUUGAAACUAAUACUAAUCCUUAUGUUAAACCUGAACAAAGUGAAAUUGUUAGUUAUAAACCAUUAUCAUUAUGGGAAAAAUUCGUUGAAAUUCAUGCUAGAAUGUGGAAAACUAAUCAAGGUUUAACUGCUCAUCAUGUUUAUCAAUCUGAUCCAAGUUCUUGGCCUAUUUUAAAUAGAGGUAUUAACUAUUGGUCUAGAGAAAAUAAACAAGUUUAUUUCAUUGGUAAUGCUGUUACUUGGUGGAGUGUUUCUGGUGCCAUUGUUACUUUUGCUAUCUAUGCUGGUAUUCAAAUUUUAAAAUGGCAUUUCGGUCAAGAAAUUGCUACUGAUAAAAACGUUUUCAAUUUCAAUCAACAAGCUUUUACUUAUAUUGUAGGUUGGGCUUUACAUUAUUUACCAUUCUUUAUCAUGGGUAGACAAUUAUUCUUACAUCAUUAUUUACCAGCUUUAUAUUUCGGUAUUUUAGUAUUAGGACAUUUCUUUGAAGUUUUAGUCGGUUAUAUUACUGCUAAAUCAAAUACUUUACAAAAAGUGGGUUAUGCUACUGUGGUUGGAUUUGUGGUUGCAAGUAGUUUAUUCUAUCUUAAUUAUUCAGCUUUAAUCUAUGGUACUCCAUGGACUAGAGAUCAAUGUUUAAAUUCAAAAUGGUUAAGUACUUGGGAUUUUGAUUGUCGUAAUUAUCAUGAAAGUAUUUCUGAAUAUUAUACUUCUCCAUCAGUUGAUCAAGCUGUUGAAACUACUCCAGCUCCAUUUGCUGAUGAAAUGGAAAAAGUUAGAGAAACUCCUAAAAUAAUUCAUCAAAAUUUAGCUGUUCAAGAUAAACAUCAAUCAGAAGAUAAAGAUCCAAAACCUGAACCUGUGGUUGUAAAUGAUGAUGAUAAACCAGUUAAUCCACCUCCUUUAGCUGUUGAAGAAAUUGUCACUCCAAAAGUUGAAAAGGCUCAAGAACCAAGCGAAGAAGAAGAAACUCCUGGUGCUGAAGAAAUCGUGGAAGAAGUUCCAGCUGAAGUCCAACACGCUGAACCAGUCGUUGAAGAACCAGCUGUCGAAGAACCAGUCGUCGAAGCUGAACCAGUCGUCGAAGCUGAACCAGUCGUCGAAGCUGAACCAGUCGUCGAAGAACCAAUCGUUGAAGAACCAGUUGUCGAAGAACCAAUCGUUGAAGAACCAGUUGUCGAAGAACCAGUUGUUGAAGCUGAACCAGUAGUUGAAGAACCAGUUGCUGAACAAGAAGCUUAA